Capronia coronata CBS 617.96 is the source of this 1677-nucleotide messenger RNA. RefSeq lists its product as uncharacterized. The record is from RefSeq and is a predicted model, not a curated record. Bases 1 to 1677 code for a protein of 558 amino acids. NCBI's taxonomy places the organism in Eukaryota, Fungi, Ascomycota, Eurotiomycetes, Chaetothyriales, Herpotrichiellaceae. Gene Ontology annotation, molecular function: oxidoreductase activity, acting on paired donors, with incorporation or reduction of molecular oxygen; monooxygenase activity; heme binding. The transcript has a single exon.
AUGGCUUGGUCUAAUCCUUUCGUUGUCUGGUCAGGGCUGACAGCCCUCCUCUUGCUGGGAGUAAUCGGUAUCUUGUUUCACGAUGUGAUGCUAUGGAAGCGAAUGCCGCCGGGCCCGCAGCCAUUGCCAUUCAUCGGUAAUAAACUGGACGUGCCCAAGAAAUACCCCUGGAUCCAGUUCCAAGAAUGGUCGCGCAAAUACGGCCCAAUCUAUACGAUCUGGUUUGGUCGGCGACCGACAGUCAUCAUCUCCGACCCCAAUGUCGCCGUGGAUUUGCUCGAGAAGCGCUCGCACAAGUAUAGCUCGCGACCGAGGUUCGUCGUCAUGGGCGAGAUCUUCUGGGACAUGUCGAGCAUCCUGGUACAGCCGUACGGCAAGGACUGGUCGGUGCGACGCAAAGCAUUGCACAGCGUGCUCACCCAGCGAGCCCUGCAGCACUACAAGCCCGUGCAGGAAGCAGAGGCGACACGGCUAUGCCAUCAGCUCCUCCAGCGGAGGCAUGUGCCUGACGACCUCGACGAUCUGCUCAACCGGUACACCGCCUCAAUCGUUUUCACCAUUGCAUACGGACAUCGCAUCGACAGUAUGCAGUCGCCCAUCAUCCGGCAGCGGAUGAAAAUAAUGCAUUGGAACGCUGCGAUCAAUGUUCCUGGGCGGUAUCUGGUCGAGUCGUUCCCAAUUCUGAAAUAUAUUCCUGACAUGUUUGCCCCGUGGAAGCGCGAAGUCAAGUCAUGGGGUCUGGGGGAAGCCGCAGCCAACGAGCAGCUGCUGGACUAUGUGCGCGAAGACAUGGAGAACGCGAAGAAGCCCGGCGCGCCGCCUCUCCCCAACAGCCUUGCGAAGCAACUUCUUGAGGCGCGCGCCGCGGACCCAGCGUCCUUUGCAUUGCUGCGCGAGCGGGACUUUGCCAGUCUGCCCUCUUCAGUGUUUGGUGCAGGAGCAGACACAACGGCAUCGACGCUGUCGUCAGCAAUUUUGGCCAUUGUGACAAAUCAAGAAGUCCUCGACGCCGCGCACGCCGAGCUCGAUGCUGUCAUCGGCCAGCACAGGCUGCCCGGGUUCGCCGACGAACCGGCAUUGCCCUAUAUCCGGGCGGUGAGCAAGGAGGCCCUUCGCUGGCGGCCCGUUGCCGUCCUCGGCGGCACACCCCACGCCAGCACUGAGGCCGACACGUACCAGGGGUACUAUAUCCCCAAAGGCACCAACAUCCUCGGCAACAGCUGGGCCAUCAACCUGCAUGAAGAAUACUACCCAAACCCGGACCACUUCAACCCUUUGCGGUUCCUGGACACAGAUCCAAAGGAGCUAAGUUAUCUUCCGCCAUCGUACGUGGCCAGUACAGCUGUGGAAAAGGGUCGGCCACAUCCCAGUAAGCUCGGCCACAGCAGUUUUGGCUGGGGUCGCCGCAUCUGCCCCGGUGCCGACCUGGCAUCAAACAAUCUGUUCAUCGCUCUCGCCCGUGUGCUGUGGUGCUUCGACAUCAGACCCAUCAAGGGCGUCGUAUACGACACGUACGACUAUACCGAUGGCUUCAACAUCCGGCCGAAUCCGUUCAAAUGCGAGUUCAAGGUGCGCAGUCAGCGGCAUGAGGAAGUCCUGAAGUCCGCUUUCGCCGAAAGCUAUGACUACUUGGAGAGAAACUUCCCGCUGUUCAAGGAACAUGAGAUAGUCAUGUAA